Messenger RNA from Andrographis paniculata, 1736 nucleotides. RefSeq names its product squalene synthase 8-like. Gene Ontology annotation, biological process: farnesyl diphosphate metabolic process; lipid biosynthetic process. Gene Ontology annotation, molecular function: squalene synthase [NAD(P)H] activity. The transcript is spliced from 13 exons. The coding region runs from base 76 to 1365 and encodes 429 amino acids. The record is from RefSeq and is a predicted model, not a curated record. Gene Ontology annotation, cellular component: endoplasmic reticulum membrane. Lineage: Eukaryota; Viridiplantae; Streptophyta; Magnoliopsida; Lamiales; Acanthaceae.
AUUUUCAAUCCUGCACUCGAUCGAUCGCGCGCGCUCUCUCUCUCUCUGUGUCUCUCUCUUUUUGGCGGAUUGAAAAUGUAUGCAGUAGCUACAACGGCUAAUCUCCAAUUGGGAGCAGGAGCAGGAGCAGGAGCAGAAGCACCACUGCGAGGAGCAAUUAGCAUGAAUAAGAAUAAGAAUGUGAAUGUGAAUGUGCGUAGUAGAGGAAAUGAUUGGGGUUUGUUUGGGAGUGUGAGGCAUUGGGAUGAGGUGUAUCCGAUGGCGAGGUUGAAGCUGGCGACAGUAAUGGCCGCCGAGAAGGAGAAGCAGAUGCAGAUACCCCCGCACUGGCGAUUCUGUUACUCUCUCGUCCAUCAAAUGGCAGUCAGUUUCGUCGCGGCUGAGCAGAUUAUGGAUAAGGACCUUCGUGACGCUAUUUACAUCAGUAUCUUGGUUCUUCGAGCACUGGACACUAUUGAAGAUGAUUCAACUCUAACAACUGAGAUGAAAGUGUCGAUUCUACAAACUUUCCACCAUCACAUCCGCGAUGGAAAAUUGCGUUUCUCUAAUGACACACAAGACUACAAAAUUCUAAAGGAGAAGUUCCAUCAUGUCACCACUGCUUUUCUUGAGCUCGACUACAGAUAUCAAAAAGAAAUUGAAGAAAUCGCCAUGAGAAUGGGUGCAGGAAUGGCGAAAUUCAUUUGCAAAGAGGUGGACACAAUAGAUGAUUACGAUGAAUAUUGCCACUAUGUGUCUGGACUUUGUAUAAUAGGAACAUCAAAGAUAUAUAGCACUUGCAAAGGAAAAGAUCUGGCUUCGGACGACCUCUCCAACACAAUAGGUUUAUUUUAUCAGAAAGCAGAUAUCAUCAAAGACUAUCUGGUCGAUAUAAAUGAUACCCCAAGACCUCGUAUUUUCUGGCCCCGUCAAAUUUGGGGUAAAUAUGUAGACAACCUCGAGGACUUGAAAAAAGAAGAAAACUCGGCCAAGGCAUUGCUUUGUCUCAAUGAAAUGGUCACAAAUGCUUUAACACACGUCGAAGAUAGUCUAAAGUAUUUGUCUGCUUUGCCGGAUCCAGCCAUCUUUCGUAGUCUCGCCAUAUGGAUGGUGUUGGAAUUUGGGGCAUUAGCUUUGUGCUACGAUAACAUUCAAGUAUUUCGAAGGGGUGCCAAAUUAAGAUUGGGUCUCAAAGCUAAAAUCUUCUACACAACAAGAACAAUGUUUGAUGUGUAUGAAGCUGUGUACAACUUCUCUCUUACACUAGAAUCUAAGAUCAAUCAAAACAAUUCUCACUGUAAGGAGGCAAAGAACCUCGUUGACACAAUCAAGAAACUUUGCGAAAACUGCGGCACUUCAAACAAAAGGAGAUCUUACAUUAUUUAGACCAGCCUCCAAUCGACGAGAUCUCUUGGAAUGCUAAAUCCAAGAAUUGCGAGGAUAAACUUGAAUAUCAUCAAAUGUGAGGAUAGUUUUGAGGUCAUGGGAAUUUCACUAGAAUGAGUUCGCACAAACAUUUUGCAAGACCAAGGGUUUGCUUACUUUUGCGUGUUUUUAGUUUAUAUAUAUAUAUACAUAUGUGUGUAUGAUUAUGGUCACCAUGCUGGAUUAACUAUAAUCAGUAUAUAAAACAUGAAGGGCUAGCAUAUGACUUCAAUUACUACAAUGUGUUGUGUAGAUUGUUGUCACAUGCAGUACCUUCAUAUUUUACUAAUGUGUUUAUUAACUCGGAUCAAUGGUAGAUAUUGUAUGAAUUA